GGAGGUGGGAGUUUGGGGCCCCGGACGACUGGACGGGAGUGGGUCCCCCAGGGUGGGGCAGCAAGUGAGGGAAACGGAGAUGAACUCCAGACAUCCGUGCCUAGGGUCUGCUUCAAUCUUUGCUUUGGAUAGAAGCAGGGUGGGAUGGGACAGAAUCUCCACCUUUGUUUCCUAUCCACCCUCCAGUAAUGCGGAGAAACUCCCCAGGUCCCCCUGAAGGAUGGGUAAAGGGGUGCUGCAGGGGAACCCCAGAAGCAGCUGCUCUAGUCGAUCGGAGCUCAAAACUGGGAAGGAAAAUAUUGGGCGAGGGGUGAUAAGCCACCGAUAUCGCCUACCUCCCUCUCUUUCUCCGCCCCCUCCCCCCCCCCCAUUUUCGUAGCUGCUGACGCGCGGGUGGUGCCUAUUAAUCAUUCACCAGCCCACAGCCGCGGCAGUUAAUGGCUGUGCCGCGCGGGGCCCUAGUCUCCCGGCCUCUCCUCUCCACGUUCGCGUGUGCCCAGGUGCCCUGGAACGGCGAGCGGCUGCGCGCAGGCAGCCGCUGGGCGAUGCGCUCCGCCGGCGCCGGUGGAGCCGCGCUCCCUGCAGUCUCUGAGCGCUUCCCCCAGGCGCCCAGCGGCUGUGAGCUGCGGGCGAACGGCCGGGGUGCCAAGUGACAGCGCAAGCGGCGGGGGCGCUAGGAGAACGCCCCAGCCCUGGCAGCCCCAUCGGCCCCCAUCAGCUGAGAUGUUCCCCAAUGGCACCGCCUCCUCUCCCUCCUCUCCUAGCCCCAGCCCAGGCAGCUGUGGGGAAGGCGGCGGCAGCAGGGGCCCCGGGGCCGGAGCUGCAGACGGGAUGGAGGAGCCGGGGCGAAAUGCGUCCCAGAACGGGACCUUGAGCGAGGGCCAGGGCAGCGCUAUCCUCAUCUCUUUCAUCUACUCCGUGGUGUGCCUGGUGGGGCUGUGUGGGAACUCCAUGGUCAUCUACGUGAUCCUGCGCUACGCCAAGAUGAAGACGGCCACCAACAUCUACAUCCUCAACCUGGCCAUCGCCGAUGAGCUGCUCAUGCUCAGCGUGCCCUUCUUGGUCACCUCCACGUUGCUUCGCCACUGGCCCUUUGGCGCGCUGCUCUGCCGCCUCGUGCUCAGCGUGGACGCAGUCAACAUGUUCACCAGCAUCUACUGUCUUACUGUGCUUAGCGUGGACCGCUACGUGGCCGUGGUGCACCCUAUCAAGGCAGCACGCUACCGCCGGCCCACCGUGGCCAAGGUGGUGAAUCUGGGCGUGUGGGUGCUAUCGCUGCUUGUCAUUCUGCCCAUCGUGGUCUUCUCGCGCACGGCGGCCAACAGUGACGGCACGGUGGCCUGCAACAUGCUCAUGCCCGAGCCCGCCCAGCGCUGGCUGGUGGGCUUCGUGUUGUACACUUUUCUCAUGGGCUUUCUGCUGCCCGUCGGGGCCAUCUGCCUGUGCUACGUGCUCAUCAUCGCCAAAAUGCGCAUGGUGGCCCUCAAGGCCGGCUGGCAACAGCGCAAGCGCUCAGAGCGCAAGAUCACCCUGAUGGUGAUGAUGGUGGUGAUGGUGUUUGUCAUCUGCUGGAUGCCUUUCUAUGUGGUGCAGCUAGUCAACGUGUUCGCAGAGCAGGACGACGCCACGGUGAGCCAGCUGUCGGUCAUCCUCGGCUAUGCCAACAGCUGCGCCAACCCCAUCCUCUAUGGCUUCCUUUCAGACAACUUCAAGCGCUCUUUCCAGCGCAUCCUUUGCCUCAGCUGGAUGGACAACGCCGCCGAGGAGCCAGUCGACUACUACGCCACGGCCCUCAAAAGCCGCGCCUACAGUGUGGAGGACUUCCAGCCUGAGAACCUGGAGUCCGGCGGCGUCUUCCGUAAUGGCACCUGCACGUCCCGGAUCACUACUCUCUGAGCCCAGGGCCAAGCAGGAGCUUUGUACCAAGAGAAGGGGAGGAUGAGGAGAAAGGAAGGCCGGGUGCGAGAGGUGAAAGUAUCCCAGGAGUCAGGGUGCAAUGGGAAAAGCGGGGCUAGGACACUGCGCGCUUCUGGUGGAGACCCGGGAAAGGCGCGCGACAAAGGUGGGAUUGGACGCUUUGCUUAUAAACUGGGAAGACUAGCGGGCCCCUUUCUCCUCUUUCGCUUCUUCCUCCCCUGCGAUUGCACUUCUGCAUCCCUCUUUGCCCCUCCCUUGGCAAUUUCGGUCUUUCUUUCCGCCCCGUCCUACUGGUGCAGAUCGCGAACUUACUAACGUCGCCAGCUGAGCCUGACCCUCAGCCCCGCCAGCCGUCGUUUCUGUUUAAGCUGAGCCACGGUUACCGCCACGGGUUUCCCUCGGGAAAACCCAGCUAGCCCUCAGCCGUGCCCUGCAGGGCCCCUCGCUCGCCAGAUUCUGCUUGAUGCCUCUAGCGGAGUCUCGAGAACCACCACUCUCCCUUUCUGCAGCCCUACUUCAAAGGAAGUCAGACUUGAGAAGGAUCUCGGCAGCUGGUCCUUUCUCCCACCCUCGGGUGAAGGAAGGUGCGCACUUCGAUGAGCCCCUCCGCCCCUCCCACGGCACCCAGAGCGGAGCCAGGUGCUUAGUAAAAUCGGUCCCGUGCUUCGAACCCCAGGCAUCCUGCAGUCCUUAUCCAAAGCCCACUUUGGAGCAAAAAGGAGCUGAGAACAAGCGACUAGGGGGUUUUAAAAGAUUCUGGGCUUUGGUGGGGGAGGAGGGCUUGUAAUGGAAGCCAUCCUCCCGCCCGGUUGACAAACGGCUCUUUUAGUUUCAAAGACCAAGAGCUGGGCACUCCCGGGGCGCUGGUCUGCAUUAGGCCAGGAAGGACAGGGCGCACUUUCCCCGGGGGCCGCCCGGGAGCUUGGCUGCAGCUCCACUAGGCUUUCUCCUUCACCCAAGCUUCUGGAGGUGCACAUCCAAGAGUAACGACAGGCACCGGGCCGGGACCUCAGGUGACGGCUUCCCAGUCUCGGCUGAUCUGGACCGCGUUGCCGCCACCUGCAGGUAGAGGGUGCGGCCUGCCCGACCCCUGAGGGCUGCUGCCUUUCAAGCGGUGCCUAAUAGGUUAUUUUCUUGCUUAACGUAUUUAUUUAUUUAUUUGUGGUGUUUGAAAAAAUGUGUCUCUGCUUUCCUCUUCUCCACUUGCCUAGCCCAGGGCCUCUUCUUUGGGACACUGGCGAUGGGGCGGGCGCGGAGGUAGCAGUGGGGAAGGCUCUCUCCCCAGGGUCCCAUCCAAGCCUCUCCUUUGUGCUAGGCCCUCUUUUCUUAUCCUUUCCUCUAGCCUUUCUAUUUUUGCUUGUGUUCAGUGAAGUUUGGAGAGUUUUUCGUACUUUUCUUAUGUAGUCUCUUGUUUGUCUUAUAAUAAAUAAAUAACGUGGGUUAGCCUUCUCCCAUGCAGAGUGGAAAGUCCCAAACUCCUAGCUUUCAACAUCACCCUACAUAUGAUUUGAAUAUAUACUAUAUUCAAAUAAUAUAUACUGUACUCAAACCAUAAUAUACUCACAUACUAUAUAUAUUUGUUUAUCUUGCUCCCUUAUCAUGAGUCCGUGAAACAAUUGCCAAAUACAGUCACUAACAGUGGCAGAUGUGAGACUGGCUAGAACACUUUCAGAUACGAGGGUUCAAGCAGCCCUCAGACUUAGAACUCAGAAAUCUGAUUCAGACAGACUUUAAUCUGUGCCGAGGAUGCCCCUGCUUAUGUCCCUGCUUCCUCUCGGUUCCAGCAUAGGUGAUUCUAACAUACAAUCUAGUUAACGUCAUCACUUCUUUUGAAGACAUUGAAAGUAGAGUAAUUUGUGUCUGUGUGUAAUCUGACCACUUCGUUGGAAGCCUGAGCAGGGCAAGGACCAAUAAUUUUUACUUCUUUGUGUUUCCUGUAUUGCUUUAGGAUGCUGGCUUGUACAUAGUAGGCACUAAAUACAUGUUUGUUGGUUGAUUGUUUAAACCAGAGUGUAUUGCAACAAUCGGAGAGUUCUCAACAUCUGGGGUUCUCAGGUUCCCUCACUGACAUGAUACACAAUGGUUGAAAUCACCAUGGAAAAGUAUGUUUUGUGUAUAUUUGCUUCAAGAACAUUGUGCUUUCUUGAAAGCAGCAACCAAUAGUUAAAAUGUCCCUAAUGUUUUGUUUAAUGAACAAAUAUGCUCUUGGUCAUAAAUUUGAAAGUUUAGAUCUGUCAUUUAAAAAUAAUGCAUAUUAUUACUCCUUUGGAAAAUAGAUUUUUAAUAGUUAAGAACAGUGAAAUUUACAAAUAAAAAUCUUGAUCACUAUCCUCUUUUGAGGACACAGAUCUAGUGCUCUUAACCUGUUACCACUGUAAUAUUAACUAAAUAAACAAAUGUAUUAUGU
Messenger RNA from Mesoplodon densirostris (Blainville's beaked whale), 4324 nucleotides. It is a transcript of the gene SSTR1, whose product is annotated as somatostatin receptor 1. Bases 724 to 1896 code for a protein of 390 amino acids. Gene Ontology annotation, cellular component: neuron projection; membrane. Gene Ontology annotation, biological process: neuropeptide signaling pathway; cellular response to estradiol stimulus. Gene Ontology annotation, molecular function: somatostatin receptor activity; neuropeptide binding. The record is from RefSeq and is a predicted model, not a curated record. NCBI's taxonomy places the organism in Eukaryota, Metazoa, Chordata, Mammalia, Artiodactyla, Ziphiidae. The transcript has a single exon.